This is a messenger RNA of Trypanosoma theileri, 633 nucleotides long. RefSeq lists its product as uncharacterized. The record is from RefSeq and is a predicted model, not a curated record. Lineage: Eukaryota; Euglenozoa; Kinetoplastea; Trypanosomatida; Trypanosomatidae. Gene Ontology annotation, cellular component: membrane. The transcript has a single exon. Bases 1 to 633 code for a protein of 210 amino acids. Gene Ontology annotation, biological process: vesicle-mediated transport.
AUGUUUAGUAGUGGUGGUACUGCUGCUGCCCGAUACUGGGAUAACUUCAAACAUCAGGCGUACAACCUUGUAAGUGAUGAACCACCAGAGGAGGUUGAAGUUCUAGAGAUGCCAAGGGAUAGUGGAUGGGCGAAUGACUUACAUGAAAUGUCUUCACUUUCAUAUAAACAACGUCUUAUGGCAUUUUUUCUUUCACUUGGUAUGGGUUUAUGUUUUGUCGUUGUAGCAAGUUUUUUUGCUUCUACAAUAGCUAUUUUCCCAAAAAAGUUUGCAUUUUUUCUUACAGUGGGAAAUCUUUUUUGUUUGGGAUCUACAGCAUUUCUUGUAGGUUUUCGUCAACAGAUUCGAUCUAUCUUUGACGCAAAACGUCUAGAGGCGGCAAUCCUAUUUGUUGUCUCUGUUUUACUUACACUUGUUGCUACCUUGUACUGGAAAUCAAGUAUUCUAGCUGUUAUUUUUGCGGUUGUACAGGUAUUUUGUACAUUGUGGUAUGCCCUUAGUUAUGUGCCUUUUGCACGUCACACUGUGGGAUUAGUGUGGUCGUAUGCUUGGGCUUUUCUCUCCCCUGUCAUUAGUAUUCUUGGAAAAGGUCUGCAACAGUGUUGUGGUUUUUUGUUUUCCAGCUUGCGGUAG